AUGUUGGGUGUUGCGAGGGAGAAGGCGAGGGUGGAAGGGGUAGGGGUGGAUGGGGAGGAGGUGGUGAGGUUUUUGGAGGGGGAUGUGGGGGCGUUGGAGGGGUUGGAGGGGUUGGAAUUAGGGAAUGGAGAAGGGGAGGAAGAGGAAGAGGAAGAGGAAAAGUUUGAUGUCAUUACCAUUUGUUCAGCGUUAGUCUUGUUGGAUAGGCCGGGGGAAGCGAUGAAAGGGUGGGUGGAGAGGUGGUUGAAGAGGGGUGGGAGGUUGGUUUGUGAUGUUCCUUGUCCGAGGGCUAUGCUGGGUAUCAAGACCUUAGCGAGAGUCGGGAAAAUGGUAGGAGUAGAAACGUUAGGGGACUGGGAGUGGGUGGAGGGUGCUGAGAGUUUGAGAAAGAUGAUGGAGGGUGCGGGACUAGAUGCUAGGGUAAUUGAGACGGAGGCGUGGGAGGAGGUUCCGAGUAGAACGAAGUUUUUGGGAAGAAUGGGGGAGGAGGGAGUUUGGGGUGUGGAGGAGGGAGGGGAUGUUUUUGAUGACUUGACGAGGGGGAGGGAGAAGUGGAGGGAGAGGAGGGAGGAGGCGAGAGGGUUGUUUGAGGUGGAGUGGAGGGGAAUGGGUGGAGAGGAUGGGCUUGUGAGGGAGGUUAAUGGGUUAUUUGUUGGGAUUGGGGUUAAGAGAUGA
Mollisia scopiformis is the source of this 675-nucleotide messenger RNA. RefSeq lists its product as uncharacterized. NCBI's taxonomy places the organism in Eukaryota, Fungi, Ascomycota, Leotiomycetes, Helotiales, Mollisiaceae. The coding region runs from base 1 to 675 and encodes 224 amino acids. The transcript has a single exon. The record is from RefSeq and is a predicted model, not a curated record.